GUAAAGCAGCUAAUCUCUGUUGCAGAUGAGGAUUACCCUACUUUUUCUCCUUCUCUUGACUGUGAUAAAUGGUUACAAAAUUGUGUUCUUCGUACUAGACAUUUCUACGAGCCAGGUGAUAUUCAACAAGCGGAUUGCUGAAACGCUUGCAGAUCGUGGUCACAAUGUGACAAUGGUUCUUGUAAAAGCGCUUGAUGAGACGCGGAAAAACGAAAUCCCGAUCAAGGAGAAUAUAAACUUGUAUAUCGUAAAUGGAUCCAUUGGAGUUACGCGAGAAGAGUUCGAAAAUCAGCAGAAAUCCGUUAUGUUUGAGGACUACUCUUUGUUUGACAGAAAAGUAUGGAAAUCAGCGCAGACUGGCAGACAAUUCAUAUUUGGAUCGUGCAGAAAUAUUCUCAGCAAUGCCGAGUUUCUUACUUGGCUUAAGGAGCAGCACUUUGAUCUAGCCUUCUUAUAUGCGUUUCAAGCUUGUCCAGUGGGACUCGUACAUAUCGGUCGCAUUCCAUCAUGGAUAUGGCUUAUCAGUUCUCCUUUACUCGACCACGUUGCACAAAGAAUCGGAGUCCCAAGUAUUCCAAGUUAUGUUCCUCCUAUGGGUAUGGAGAGCCAUGACACGAUGACUUUCUAUGAAAGAGUGAAAAGUUUUCUUGGACAUUUUCUGACUUACAUACUUUGGGGAAGGAUUGUCGUCAACCCUGAGACACAACUGUACCGAGAGAUUAUCGAUCCAUCUUUUCCUGACUUGGAAGAUUUGGCGAAACACUGUCCAUUGGUGAUGGUCAAUUCCAAUGACCUCUACGACUUACCUCGCCCAUCGUUAGCAAAAGUUGUGAACAUCGGUGGAAUGGACAUGCAGUAUCAAGGCAAACCAUUACCUGAGGAUAUAGCACAAAUAGCAUCAAAUGCUGAUGCAGUCGUCAUUUUUUCCUUUGGAUCUAUUACUCCAAUAACGAAGAUGCCAACAGAAUGGAAGAUCGCAUUUUUCCGAGCAUUUAGCAACUUUCCGAAAGUUCACUUCUUCGUUAAGUACGUCGGAGAUGAUAUGAAAGAUAUCGUCAGUGAGAACGUUCACUUGUACGAAUGGCUUCCACAGCGCGAUCUUCUACAUCAUCCAAAGACAAAAGCAUUUGUAACCCAUGGCGGCAUCAAUAGUGUUCAAGAGUCAAUAUACGCUGGUGUCCCCAUGAUCUGCCUGGCACUGUUCAGCGAUCAACCAAAAAACGCCAAAGUUAUCGAAAAAUUAGAAAUAUCAGUAACGCUAAAAAAAUCUCAGAUUACGGAAGCAACAGUUACAGCUGCGAUUCGAGAAGUGCUCGAAAAUGAGAAGUACAGUAGAACUGUCAAAAGACUUUCUCAGAUGGUAAAAAAGCAGCCAGUCUCCCCUAAAGAGCUGCUGAUCAAAUGGACGGAAUUCGUUGCCGAGUUCAAAACGUUAGACAACCUGAUACCAGCUGGAAUCGAGCUAAAUUGGAUACAGUAUUACUCCAUAGACGUUAUUAUAUUCCUAAUGCAUAUCUUCUGUUUUGUGGUUCUUGCUGUAUACAAAAUCUUCAAAUUCAUCCUCAUGAGAAUAUAUCGUACUUUGAAGAGUGGGAAUAAGUUGAAGAUGUCUUGAAACCAGUGAUAGCUUUUUUUAAUUUCGUAGAUUUGAGAUUUGCUACUACCUGCCGUCUAUGAAUAAUCCUACUGUAUCCUUCUUCGUUCUGUUUUUAAGUUGCCCUCCUUCAAGAGUGCUACCCUUAUUUUCGCAGACAAUACCUACUGAAGGCUCUGAUUUGUAGCCAUUUCAUGUUUAGUGC
Molecule: messenger RNA, 1799 nt
Organism: Cylicocyclus nassatus
Lineage: Eukaryota; Metazoa; Nematoda; Chromadorea; Rhabditida; Strongylidae
Source: the annotation of a GenBank genome assembly